ACCUAUUCGGUGACAGAGCUCACUGCCACUGCAGCUGCACCACUACCCAUAAAAUAAAACACCCAAAAACGCCCUCUUUCUUUCGCAUCCCCUAUUCAUUGAUUCCAAUCACAUAUUCUUUGGAUUCAAUCUUUUUUUUCUUUUCGAUUUCUAGGGUUUCAGAUUCUCUUUUCAGUUUUUCUUAAAUACAACAAUUCCUCACUAUACUUUUCUUUUGUCCUUCUUUCUGAUCUCGCAUCUGCAUCUCAGAUUCCGAUCCUGCCUUUUCUUCUUCGAUAAUUCAUAUAACAUGUUGCUAGAUCUGUUGUUCCUUUGCAGUUUCUGGAGCAAAUCACUCUGAAAAGUAAGAUUUGCAGAUUUAGAUCACUUGUUUACUGUUGCUUAGAUUCAAGGGUUUACGAUUCAGUUUGUGGAUUCCGUUAACGAAAUGUGUUACAUUUGACUCGAUUUUAGUUAAAAUUUGGAUGAUAAGGACAAACCAGCUUGUGGACUCUUAAAUGGUAUGCAGCAGCUAUCUCAGGACAGUAAUUGUGCAAGGUGUGAAUAUUCAGAAAGUCGCAGAGGGGUUGUUGCAGUUUCCUAAUUUCAGAAAAGGUCUGAAGACUGUUUCUACAGCAACCUUUUUGUCUGAUCGAAUAUUUCCAUCUGGUAGAAGAAUGAUGGUGGAUACGAGUGCAACGGGAAACCAGGGUCCAACUACUAACAAAAGUUCACCAGAGAAGGAUGAUAAUGGUGGCUGUGCAAGUGGAGGAUGGAAGAGUGAAGAUGGAAAAUUGGGAUGUGGCUAUUCAAGCUUCAGAGGUAAAAGAGCUAGCAUGGAGGACUUCUUUGAUGUCAAGACUUGCAAGAUUAAUGGGCAGACUGUUUGUCUAUUCGGGAUAUUUGAUGGUCAUGGUGGUUCACGUGCAGCCGAGUAUUUAAAGGAAAAUCUUUUCAAGAAUCUGAUGAAUCAUCCAGAAUUUUUGACAAACACCAAAGUGGCCAUAAGUGAGACUUAUCAGCAGACUGACUCAGACUUCUUGGAGUCUGGAAAAGAUACGUUUCGUGAUGAUGGUUCUACUGCUUCAACAGCAGUUUUAGUAGGCAAUCAUUUGUAUGUUGCUAAUGUUGGAGAUUCUCGAACUGUCAUAUCAAAGGCAGGAAAAGCUAUUCCUCUUUCUGAGGAUCACAAACCAAAUAGAAGCGAUGAGAGGAAGAGAAUUGAAAAUGCUGGUGGAGUUGUGAUGUGGGCAGGUACUUGGAGGGUUGGAGGUGUUUUAGCAAUGUCACGUGCUUUUGGAAACCGUAUGCUGAAGCAAUUUGUUGUUGCAGAACCCGAAAUCCAGGAACAAGAACUGGAUGAGGAAUUUGAAUUGCUUGUUCUUGCGAGUGAUGGUCUCUGGGAUGUUGUACCAAAUGAGGAUGCUGUGACACUAGCAUUGUCAGAAGAAGAGCCUGAGUUAGCUGCUAGAAAGUUGAUAGAAACUGCUUUUAGCCGAGGAAGUGCUGAUAAUAUCACUUGUAUUGUAGUCAGGCUUUAUCAUCAUCAAUCUCCACCACCUACAAUAGAACCUCAAAUCCAAACCGAUGAUACCCAAACCCAAACUGAAAUCCAAAUCCAAACCCAAACCCAAACCCAAACCCAAAAUGAGAAUGAGAAUGAAACCAAGACUGGACCAAUAGAUGGCUGAAUGAUUUGAUUUGGUUGGUGUUGUAUGAUGAUGACUGAACUAGAGUCUGAAGCUCCAAGGGUGCGUUUGUGCGUGCAUAUUGUUCUUGUUCGUAGCUGUUGAUACAUGUGUUUAUCAUCUGAAGUGAACCCCAAAAAGACCGUCUGUCUGUUUGUUUGUUUGUUUGUUUAUCUGUCUGUCUGUUGAACGCUUAUCUUACCCACCUACCUACCUACCCGGUGUAAAUUGUGUCUUUUUUUAUCUCUUAUGUUUUUUUUUUUAUGAACAAUAAUGCGACAUUAAUUAAUUAUUCAAGAAUCUUUUUUUUGCUA
Molecule: messenger RNA, 1981 nt
Organism: Lactuca sativa (garden lettuce)
Lineage: Eukaryota; Viridiplantae; Streptophyta; Magnoliopsida; Asterales; Asteraceae
Product: putative protein phosphatase 2C 76
Biological process (GO): protein dephosphorylation
Molecular function (GO): cation binding; protein serine/threonine phosphatase activity
Source: RefSeq, a predicted model, not a curated record